Molecule: messenger RNA, 321 nt
Organism: Penicillium mononematosum
Lineage: Eukaryota; Fungi; Ascomycota; Eurotiomycetes; Eurotiales; Aspergillaceae
Exons: 1
Coding region: 1-321 (106 amino acids)
Source: RefSeq, a predicted model, not a curated record
AUGUCCCUUCGGUGUCUUGACAUGGCGCAAUCGCAACGCGAUAUGCUACGGCCAUCCUCUUCUCGUUUUCCUGACGCUCAGGGUGAGCAGGCUACAGAACCUCCGUCUCAAUAUAAGGACCCUCCAAAUACCCCGAUACCCCGACAUGUGGAGUCGGUCACACCCGAUGCUGGUCAGCUAGAGCAGCUGCUUGCGAGACUUAGCAGCAGAGUACAUCCUUUUGAUCCGUCUUGUCCUCUGCGAUCGACACCAAAAGCCACACCUGAUGAGUAUGACCGUCUUAUUAAUGCCGAAAUACGAUAUCUGGCUAAGGCUUGGUAA